AUGUUGACAGAUGGAAAAAUUGUUGCAGUAAAAAAGUCCAAGGUGGUUGAUGAAGGGAAACUUAGGCCUUUCAUUAACAAGAUUGUCAUUCUUUCCCAGCUUAACCACAGGAACAUGGUUAAGUUAUUCGGGUGUUGUUUGAGGAUAAAGUUUCUUCUACUGGUGUAUGAAUUUGUUCCAAACGGUACCUCUUUCGAGUAUAUCCACAAAGAUAAUGAAGAGUUUCCGCUUACGUGGGAUAUGCGCUUAAGAAUCGCCACUGAGGUCACUGGAGCCAUUUUCUACCUACAUUCAGCAGCUUCUUUUCCCAUUUACCACCGCGACAUCAAGUCUUCUAACAUACUCUUGGAUGAAAACUACAGAGCCAAAGUAGCAGACUUUGGGACUUCAAGAUCAGUUGCUAUUGAUCAAACUCACCUUACGACACGAGUACAUGGAACAUUUGGUUAUCUGGACCCAGAGUACUUCCAAUCUAGCCAAUUUACAGAGAAGAGUGAUGUUUAUAGCUUUGGAGUGGUCCUUGCGGAGCUCUUGACUGGAGAAAAACCAGUUUCAGUUUUGAGUUCACAAGAAAGCAGAAGCCUAGCAACUUAUUUCCUUCUUUCUAUGGAGGAGAAUCGUCUAUUUGAUAUUCUUCAUGCUCGAGUAAUGAAGGAGGCUGGGAAAGACGAGAUUAUGGCAGUUGCUAACCUUGCACAGAGAUGCUUGAAUUUGAAUGGGAAGAAGCGACCUACCAUGAAAGAAGUAGCAGCGGAGUUGGAGGCAAUUCAAUUGUCAGUUAAAUGAAUCUUUCACAUUUUAACAUCUUUUUUCUUUCGAAUGUUUUGAGCUUGAUCGUGCGGUAAGGUAGUUUGGAGGUUAAUUUAAGGUGUGGCAA
Pyrus x bretschneideri (Chinese white pear) is the source of this 877-nucleotide messenger RNA. Its product is annotated as wall-associated receptor kinase-like 1. NCBI's taxonomy places the organism in Eukaryota, Viridiplantae, Streptophyta, Magnoliopsida, Rosales, Rosaceae. Gene Ontology annotation, cellular component: plasma membrane. Gene Ontology annotation, biological process: protein phosphorylation; cell surface receptor signaling pathway. The record is from RefSeq and is a predicted model, not a curated record. Gene Ontology annotation, molecular function: ATP binding; protein serine/threonine kinase activity.